This is a messenger RNA of Paraglomus occultum, 3015 nucleotides long. Lineage: Eukaryota; Fungi; Glomeromycota; Glomeromycetes; Paraglomerales; Paraglomeraceae. The record is from the annotation of a GenBank genome assembly.
AUGAAUGUUGCAGGGUUUUCUGACUUGCGCCCUCCACCACCCGCAAAAAGGGUUAAGCUAGUAUCUACUUGCGAUACUUGUAAGAACAGGAAAGUGAAAUGUGACAGAGUGAGACCAAAAUGCGGUACAUGCAAGAAGACGGGUCGUGAGUGUGGUUACAAGUAUUCUGACACGACACAUGAAAUGAGAGAAAGUGGGGCCAGAUCGCGUGCUGAAUUGGAGUACAUGAAGGCACAAGUGCAAGAGUUGAUGAAUACACAGUUCAACAAUGUCGUUCAAAUGCAAAAUUGCAUUGCCGUUGCCGUUAAGAGUGCUGGAGUGGACAUGACCAAUGGAGACCAAAUAGCAAAUAUAUUAGCCGCACCAGACAUACCGCUGAGAAAUAAUGAUCUAUUCAGGAUUCCUGGAGACAGCGCAUUGUUUUCAGACCAAUAUAACCUUAUCCAACAUCUUGCAGCAGAAACAUUAAGCUACUCUACGGAAAUAGCUGCGCAGAUUGAUAGGGAUAAAGAACAACGUCUGUACGAUCCGCAUCAUGUUCUAAACUACGCGGAUUUCGCUGUACUCGCACAACAACAGGUGAAAGAACCUCAAGGUCAAACGGCUGAUCAUCAGUCUAACGGCCAGACCAAUAGUCAAACCAAUGUCCAAGGCAGUAGUCAGAAUGCCAACGAAGACGUUAUGAUGGAGGAACUGGUUUCGGCUAUUGACGAUUUGACUCUGUAUCAGUCGACCAGAUAUAUUGGCGAGGGAUCGCUUUUGCUCAUUGGCAGUACCGAUGAUAAUGGAGAAAAAUUUAUUACAGAACCUCAUCAGUGCUUAGCUGAAGUUGAAGAGGGAUUAAGGGCGUUACCUACUUUUCAGACCGCAAAGGAAUACGUAGAUCUGUAUCUGAAGCAUGUACACCGUUAUACUCCAUUCCUAAGACGAGCGAUUUUUCAUAAUGCACUCAACGGUCCACUAAAUCCACAACAUCUCUUAAUCCUCAAUUGUAUAUUCUUUGCGGCAGCUCCAUUUCAUCAUGAUCCAGAGAAGAGUAAUGGCAGAGUUUAUUUUGAAAGAGCAGAAGCUUUAUUGUAUAAAUAUUGUCGCGUUCGGCCGCAUGUGCUUACUGUUAUGGCCACCGUUUUAUUGAGUCAUUAUAAUAAGGAUGAGGUUGCUAAAUGGAUGUACAAUGGAAUUGGUACUAAGAUGUUGUUUGAGCUUGGGCUACACCGGAAAAUAAAAAAUGUCAAACCGAAAAUAGCCAAGGAGGUUGAGAGAUUACGAGACGAGGCCUUCUGGAUGAUAUUUAUUUCAGAAAACUUUAUUUCAGCAGCUUACGGCCGUCCCAAUAUGAUUGAAGAGUCUGAUUGCGAUAUAGAUGUACCAUCAAUUCCUCAACUAAUUAAUCCGUUGGAUGAUGAAACAAGACUUCAUAUUGCGUUCAUACAUCUUAUUACUCUCAGUCGCCUUUGUGUCAAAGUACGCAAAUAUUUACAUGCGGCAUCAAGACUCAGGCCAAUGUUUGAGCAGGAAGAUAAAAAUAAAUUUAGAUUGUUGGAUUUGUCAUUGAGUACAUGGCAUCGAGAGUUACCACCCUGGUUACAGAUGAGUGAAUUAUCAAAGGAUGAAAAUAGCACUCUGCUCAACGGUAUUGGAGGUGACUUGCACCUCUUCUACGGGGUUGUACUUAUCUUGCUUCACAGUAGAUAUUUAAAACCACCGGGUCCGUAUUCCAUAUAUACAAUUUAUCCUAUUGAUUCGCCUCAAAUAUGUACAAAUGCUGCAACGACACUUGUGAAUUGGCUACAAUACAUACUCGAAAAGUCACCUGACUUCUUUGCACUUGCAAUAUGUGGUGUCACGGCUAUUAAUCCGGCUAUGCGUGUAUUUAGGUGGAACGAGAAAUAUGAUGCAAACGAAAGAGUUCGAUUAAAGGCUAGUGAAAUGAUAGGAAAGCUCGAGUAUAUAAGGCAGCAGACGGAUAACGUUCGCAACAAAUAUGACAGAGGUAGACUUGAUGGAGAAUUAGGACUAAACAUUGAGCAGUCUAUUGACGACUCCUUUGGAAGAGUUCAAUUGACAUUGGAGACUAUUGAGGUCGAUAUUAGUAGAAGAGACUACGAAGUGUAUGUUAAUGAUGACGAUUUUGAACUUAGGGAACAAUAUCGGAGGUUAAUGUGGAGGCAACGAACACCAUUACGAAAAUUAACUAGGCCUUUCAGAAGUAAUAGUAGAGCUAUGAGUGGCAUAGUUUAUUCACAUAAUCGUUCACAAAGUGGCAGUCGGUAUGAUAAUCAAUUCAUGGUCAUGCCAAUUCCGGAAACAGAUUUACCUAAUUUCGUUUUUACGCCGAAAAGACAAAUUUCAUUCGGAGACUAUCAACCUGCUUCUGAUAAUACAGAGGGACAGCAAUAUGAAGAAGUUGCCUCAGUAAUGUCUAAUAACCAGAUAUGUGAUGAACCAGGACCGAUAAUGCCACCGGAAUAUGUGAAUCCGCUACAGAUUGACAACCUUCAGAAUGGCCAUAUACAAGAACAAUAUCUGCAACAAGCAACAUCGGUACAAUCGCCACAUGAAGAUAUAGAACAACCAUCAUCACAACCAUUAUCACCAAAACCAUCACCACAGCCACAGCAACAACAAUCACAACAACCACAACAGCAGCAACACCCAAAACAACCACCACCACCGAUACAACAACGGCAAAAUCAAAAGACAGCACUGCCAUCACCGCCACAACAGCUGUCCAAGUACGUCAACCCACUCUCACCGCAGCUCGAUGAAAAAUUGCCAGUAUUGCCGAUGACACCCCCACAUCAACAAUAUGCUGAUGACCUCUCGGGCAAUGAAGGCCCAAUGCUUUGUUCGCAACCAGACAACCCAGCACGCACUUUCUCAAAUUCAUCUAAUAAGUCUGUUAUGCUUACACCUCCUCAGCAUCCGCUUGAUUUUUUCGAUUGUUUGCCUGAGGGUGAACUCGAGACUGAUAUUUUGAAUGGUAUAAACGCGUUACAUAAUGAACAGACUUGA